AUGGCAUUAUUUGGUACAUUUGAUCCGGAGAUGUUAAAAAUGCCGUUAGGUUUUAUAAAAGUUUUACAACUACCUUUUGCUUUGAUAGCAUUCACAACAAUGGAUGGAUGGGGAUUCUUAUUAGAAUAUAAAUGUAAUGAUGGUUCUAUUCAAAAAGCUAUUAUUGAUAGAUUUUCUUUGUCAUCAAUUAUUUUACCAAUGUGUAAUGGUACAAAAACUAAUCUUUGGGAACACUCAUUUGGUGGAACGGCAUUAUUUUUUGGUUUGAUUUCAUUAUUUUCAAUAAUAUUUAUAGCAUUACUACUUUUUAUUUAUCUAUUUAAUCUUGAAUUAUAUGCUACUGAUAAUCGUUUACCACAUGCUGAUUGUAUCACCACAGGUGUUUUGGGAAUUUGUUGGGUUCUCGUCGCAAUAAGCUGGUGGUCUGCAACUUCAAAAGUCUUAGAAGAUACAACUAAUGAAAAUAUUCUUAAACUGCUUAAUGAAAAACAUUUUUGUGGAGAAAAAGAAUGUAUAAGCGGAUCAUAUUCUCAUAGUUCUACAUUAACAAUUUCUGUGCUUGCAGCAUGGGGAUGUGCUAUUUUAUUUUUUUCAAAUAUUUGGUUUACAUACAAAGAAACUGAUUGGUUUAAAAAUCGUCAACCAUUUCCAGAACCACAAAUGACAAUUUAA
Molecule: messenger RNA, 672 nt
Organism: Strongyloides ratti
Lineage: Eukaryota; Metazoa; Nematoda; Chromadorea; Rhabditida; Strongyloididae
Product: Marvel domain-containing protein
Exons: 2
Coding region: 1-672 (223 amino acids)
Cellular component (GO): synaptic vesicle membrane; synaptic vesicle
Source: RefSeq, a predicted model, not a curated record